Stylophora pistillata is the source of this 1415-nucleotide messenger RNA. RefSeq names its product MOB kinase activator 3B. The record is from RefSeq and is a predicted model, not a curated record. Lineage: Eukaryota; Metazoa; Cnidaria; Anthozoa; Scleractinia; Pocilloporidae.
AUGAAAUUCGAUCGAUAACUGAUUCGAGUUUGCCUUUAUAUGGUAAAAAGUAAAAUAUUAUAUAGUGAAGGGACUUCCGCUGGAUGAGAAAAGUAAAAGGAUUUCAUCCCCCCUCCAUGGCGGCCAAGGGUCUUUCUCACUUUUUUCAAAAGGAUAAGACCUUCCGUCCUAAAAGAAAGAUUGAAGAGGGAACAUUACGGUAUGAACUUCAUAAACAAUCCAAGGCUUCAUUGCACUCCGGAAUCAACUUGAAAGAAUGCGUGAAACUCCCAGAUGAUGAAGAUUCGAACGACUGGGUUGCUGUUCACAUUGUGGAUUUCUUUAAUCGAAUCAACUUGAUUUAUGGAGCAAUUGCCGAAGUCUGCACUGAUGAGAGCUGUCCAACCAUGUCUGGUGGUAAAAGGUAUGAGUAUCAUUGGUGUGAUGGAGACAAAUAUAAAAAACCAACUUCAGUUCCAGCACAGGAGUAUAUCUCCUUGCUAAUGGACUGGGUGGAGAGCCAAAUUAACAAUGAGGAUAUAUUCCCAAUUGAUAAAGAUGUUCCAUUUCCAAAAUCAUUUCUUCCAACUGCCAAGAAGAUCCUUACAAGACUCUUCAGGGUGUUUGUUCAUGUUUACAUCCAUCACUUUGACAAAGUACAAUCCUUAGGAGCUGAGGCUCAUGUAAACCAGUGCUACAAACAUUUUUAUUAUUUUGUCACCGAGCUUAACCUAGUGGACAGAAAAGAGUUGGAGCCUUUGAAAGCAAUGACUCAGAAACUGUGUUCUUGACAUGAAGGAAUAUAUUUGAGACCAUUAUUUGUAGUUUGUAAAUAGAUUACACUUUUCUAAAGUCGCAAUGAUAAUCCUCCACUGUGAAGUAUUUAGCCUGUUCCGGGCGUUAAAUUAGUACAACGGAGCGAAAUUGUAAGCGGCGCAAUAGUAACGGACGAGCGAAAGGGAGGCCUGGGUCGAUUCGCGACCUAACCCAGACCUCCGUCGUUUUUUCACUCCUUCGCUGCAAUAUCGCGUCGUUGACCAUCACGCUUCGUUUAACUAACUGAAUGACUGCAAAAAGCUAUGAAAUAUUUAAUGAAGUCAAAAUCACGCUUUCAUAUAAAGAUUAGCCUUGAAUAUGCAUGCAUAUUUUCAUUGAUUGAAAAUUAUAUCAUCUUCUAUUGAUGGAGACAUUUUUACAAAUUUGAUAAUCAGUUGUUUAUAAGAAAAUCUGGAUUAACCAUUACGGAGAAACGGCAUUAAGCAUUAAAAGAAGAUUUACUUGUUACUUCCAGGUGGAAAAAGUUUGGUAUAUCAGCAUACGUUGAUUCUUUAGGAAAGAUGGAUAAAAGUAAAGAGCUAUUUUCUGUUUUUGUACUUUCAUCAAAUGUCGAACUUUCUCAAAGGUGAUUCGCCCAAUAAAACCGUACUCUACCUCCA